This is a messenger RNA of Punctularia strigosozonata HHB-11173 SS5, 321 nucleotides long. RefSeq lists its product as uncharacterized. Bases 1 to 321 code for a protein of 106 amino acids. The record is from RefSeq and is a predicted model, not a curated record. The transcript has 2 exons. NCBI's taxonomy places the organism in Eukaryota, Fungi, Basidiomycota, Agaricomycetes, Corticiales, Punctulariaceae.
AUGAGCCACGACGUGGCGGAUCUGAGGGCGAGGACGGACAUCAUGGAGCGUUUAGAUGGUGCUAUGCAGAAUAGACUCACCGAUUCGACGGCAACGAUUGGAUCCUUGAAAGCGGUCUUGGGUGAGAAAGAUGAAGCACUCGGCAGGCUGCAGCAAGAUUACGUCGGCAUUCAAGCAAAGCUAUACGAGGCUCAACAACAAAUGCAGAUGAUGAAGGACUCCAUGGAGGCGCGGUUGCGAUGGUUUCAAGAGUACCGCAUCGCACAGUCCACCAAUGAUUUCAGCGGAACUGCCCAGAUCACAUUCGACGUCGCCGGCUGA